Populus trichocarpa (black cottonwood) is the source of this 1741-nucleotide messenger RNA. Its product is annotated as RING-H2 finger protein ATL74. The transcript is spliced from 2 exons. NCBI's taxonomy places the organism in Eukaryota, Viridiplantae, Streptophyta, Magnoliopsida, Malpighiales, Salicaceae. Gene Ontology annotation, molecular function: transferase activity. The coding region runs from base 1019 to 1588 and encodes 189 amino acids. Gene Ontology annotation, biological process: protein ubiquitination. The record is from RefSeq and is a predicted model, not a curated record.
AUCUUUUUGCUCCUGCCCUGAUUCAGAUCAAGUUGCUUUCAGGAACCAAAAAAAAUCAAGCUGACUGUGCAAGCAAAAAGUAUGGCAUCAUGGUAGGAAAAGGGCAAACGAUAUUUUGAAGGGGCGAUGAGGAUUUCUCUCGUCUUUUUACUCCUUAAUCAUCGUACUUAUCUACCUUUAUAUGAUGUCAGAAGGCAUAUGUGAUCAAAUGAAAUGGUGGCAGCAAACUCCCCCACUUAUCAUCUGGGUAAAAAGUCACAUGAACAAGGAACUUAUCAUCUGCUGAUUCCACCCAGUAAUGUCCAACUGUGUAAUUAAGAGGAUUAGGUUUAGAUUUGGUACUUGAGUAAGCUUUAAGUUAGAGUAGUGCUUGAUAAUCAUGAUUAGGUAGGCAAAGUUGCUACAAUUAUAGCUUACUUUUUUCCCUUAAUUUUUUUUGUAUCUUAGCAUAAUAUCUCCUAGCGUCUUGACCCCUCCACAGACUUCAAUCGUUUAAUAUAAGUUAAACCCUUCCGACACCAAGUUAUAUACCCUCUCUACACGCCUGGUCAAGAUCAUGAGCAGCAAGCAUGAAUUAUUGUAGUAGCCAGUAGCCAAUGAUAAAGAAACAAGAGUCAGGGAGAAAUUUUCUGAGCACAUGUAGAAGACAGGACCAUUUCUGAUUAAGAAGCUGGGAAUCUUGCAGUAAAAACGGUCCCCUUGAUUCGGAUAACAGCCACUGAUCAUCUCCAACGCUUCACUUUGUUGCUUUUUCUUCUUAUCUUAGACACAAAGAAGAUGCUCUUCGUGUGUCUUUUUCUAGUUGGAAUCUUUACAACAUUGCUGCAAGGAACUCUCAAAAUGAACCACCCGCAGACAUCCUUUCUUUCUUAGUUCAAGAAAUCAACCCAAGCUUUCAGAAGUCAUCUUUCUUUUCUUUUUCCUGUGAGUCAUUUCCUCUCCUUCAAGUACCAAAACUGAUCAAAGAUUUCAAGCUGUUAGUGGCUGAAAAAGAGAAGGGAAUUCUUCCUAUUAAUUGAUGGUCAAUAUGCAUCGCCGCAUGCUUGAUACGGUACCGCUUGAUGUGGCACCGGCUAAUGGGAACAGAACGCAUGAUUCGUACAUUAACGAGACGAAUUUCGACACCAACAUGGUGAUUAUAUUAGCAGCUUUGCUAUGUGCACUAAUCGGUGCGCUAGGAUUGAAUUCAAUUGUGCGUUGCCUUUUGCGCUGCAGUAGCAGGUUUGCCUUGGAGACCACAGAAGAAGCCGCAGCGCGUUUAGCUGCCACAGGACUCAAGAAGCGUGAUUUACGCCAGAUCCCUGUGGCGAUCUAUGGAGCAGGAGGGAGUAUCUCAGCCACAGAAUGUCCAAUUUGCUUAGGGGAGUUCGUCGAUGGAGAGAAAGUUCGGGUGCUUCCGAAAUGCAACCAUGGAUUCCAUGUCAGGUGCAUAGACACGUGGCUUUUGUCACACUCGUCGUGCCCGAAUUGUCGGCAUUCAUUGCUUGAACAUACCACAGAUUCCGGUGCAGCUCAGGAGGUAACCGGAGCAGCACGGCCAGGCGAAAAUGAUCCCGGCCGACAAGGUAAUGUUAGUACAGUAGUUUAAGGGCCUGGUUGAAUAUUGUAGCCAGAGGAUGGCCAGAACAUGGUGGUUGACAUUAAAUCAGCUUGUAUCAGUAGUUGAGAAUUAAUGCUCGACUUGAGUGUACAAUCUGAGGCCAUAUUGCAAGUGCUAAAGAAUUUUGCUAAUUACUUUUUA